Candoia aspera is the source of this 7240-nucleotide messenger RNA. RefSeq names its product cyclin dependent kinase 19 (gene CDK19). The coding region runs from base 734 to 2239 and encodes 501 amino acids. The transcript has 14 exons. Gene Ontology annotation, cellular component: nucleus; cytosol. NCBI's taxonomy places the organism in Eukaryota, Metazoa, Chordata, Lepidosauria, Squamata, Candoiidae. The record is from RefSeq and is a predicted model, not a curated record. Gene Ontology annotation, molecular function: protein serine/threonine kinase activity; ATP binding. Gene Ontology annotation, biological process: protein phosphorylation.
GCCGCUUCACUGGUCGAGGAAGAAAAGGCGGGACGAAUUCUGGCCAAUGGAAGCGAGCGAAGGAAUGAAGGGUAGGGCUUCAACCUGAAUGACAGCUCGGGAGAUAAACAAGUCCCUGCGCGAGACUCUCCAUUAACCGAUCUCUGCAGCCCAGUUUUCCCUCCAGAAGAAGGCAGCUGGUGGCAGGUCAUGUGAAUAAGUCCGCCUCCCGGUUUCUAAGCCAUCCUCGACUCGAUCACCCAAAGUGAAGAGUCAGCAACUUCCCAGCACCCACUCAGCAAUAACCAAGGGAGAGCGCUGUAAUGCGCAGGCGCUUGCUAGGCUAAGUUAUUGCAAGCGACACUGGGCCUUGUAGUUCCGGCAUUCCCAGUCUCCUCCAAGCGUCUGGCAACUCGCGCUUCCAUCACUACUACCUGACCCAGAAGCCCUUGCGACUCUAACUCUUGGAAGCCGUGGUUGAAGCGGGUGGCGGCUGAGGGGACUCCCCCCACCCCAAAAACCCAAAACAGGGAAAUGGUGCCCAGUACGGUGGCCUCGCGCCCCUGCGUCUGAAUGCUGCCGGUCCCGCCGCCGCACACCGUUGUCCGCCUCCCUCUCUUCCUUCUCUAGUCGCUCCUUCCAUGGGUGAAAGACAUGGACUACGAGUUCAAAUCCAAGCUGGCGGCCGAGCGCGAACGGGUGGAAGAUCUAUUCGAGUACGAGGGCUGCAAAGUCGGGCGAGGCACCUACGGGCAUGUCUACAAAGCGCGGCGCAAGGACGGAUUCCAGCGGGCUUCGUAUAUGGACUUCAAGCCUUGGAGGUAGCAAGAUAUUCAGCAGAAGAAAAGAUGAAAAGGAAUAUGCACUGAAACAGAUUGAAGGCACAGGGAUAUCCAUGUCGGCAUGUAGAGAAAUAGCACUUUUGCGAGAACUGAAGCACCCUAAUGUGAUUGCAUUACAGAAGGUUUUCCUUUCUCAUAGUGAUAGAAAGGUGUGGCUGCUGUUUGAUUAUGCUGAACAUGAUUUGUGGCAUAUUAUCAAGUUUCACCGUGCCUCAAAAGCAAACAAAAAACCCAUGCAGCUGCCAAGAUCUAUGGUCAAAUCACUACUUUAUCAGAUUCUUGAUGGAAUCCACUAUCUCCAUGCAAACUGGGUGCUUCACAGAGACUUAAAACCAGCAAAUAUUCUAGUAAUGGGAGAAGGUCCUGAAAGAGGAAGAGUCAAGAUAGCUGAUAUGGGUUUUGCAAGACUAUUCAAUUCUCCUCUUAAGCCGCUGGCAGACCUGGAUCCAGUUGUGGUGACAUUUUGGUACAGAGCUCCAGAAUUGUUACUUGGGGCACGGCACUACACAAAGGCGAUUGAUAUAUGGGCUAUUGGCUGUAUAUUUGCUGAGCUAUUGACUUCAGAACCUAUAUUUCACUGUCGUCAGGAAGACAUCAAAACAAGCAAUCCUUUUCAUCAUGAUCAGCUUGAUCGCAUAUUUAGUGUCAUGGGAUUUCCUGCAGAUAAAGACUGGGAAGACAUUAGGAAAAUGCCAGAAUAUCCUACACUUCAAAAAGACUUUAGACGAACAACAUACGCCAACAGUAGCCUAAUCAAAUACAUGGAAAAACAUAAAGUCAAGCCUGAUAGCAAAGUAUUCCUUUUGCUUCAAAAACUUCUGACUAUGGAUCCGACCAAAAGAAUUACCUCAGAGCAAGCUUUGCAGGAUCCUUACUUCCAGGAAGACCCAUUGCCUACAUCAGAUGUUUUUGCUGGCUGCCAGAUUCCAUACCCCAAACGAGAAUUUCUUAAUGAAGAUGAACCCGAGGAAAAGGGUGAUAAGAAUCAACAGCAGCAGAACCAACAUCAGCAACAAACAGGACCUCAGCAGCAGCAGCAGCAACAGCAACAAGCAGCACCUCAGCAGCCGCAGCAACCGCAGCAACCGCAAGCAGCACCUCAGCAGCAAAACAGCACCCAGACCAAUGGAACUGCGGGGGGUGGCGGAACAGGAGGUGGCGGAACUGGGGCAGGUCUCCAGCACAGCCAGGACUCCAGCCUCAACCAGGUGCCUCCAAACAAGAAACCACGCCUUGGGCCUUCAGGCACGAAUUCAGGCGGGCCUGUCAUGCCUUCAGACUAUCAACACUCCAGUUCACGCCUGAGUUACCAAAGCAACAUUCAGGGAUCUUCUCAGCCCCAGAAUACAAUGGGCUAUUCAACAUCAUCUCAGCAGAGUUCUCAGUACCAUUCGUCCCACCAGUCUCAUCGGUACUAAAGAGACUUCAUAAAGGGUGUUAGAAAGGAAUGAACUAACAGUGAGCGGACUCCAGCAAUAUGAAGUUCAUAACCAUGAGAAGAACCAAAAAUGCAAAUUGUGAUGCAGAUUUUAGAAUUGCAAACUUUUUAUUUACUAAUUAUUUUGAGAAAAGAGACAGUUCUUAUCCUUUUUUGCCAUAAAGGAGAUUCUUGUGAAGUUUCCCUUCAGCUUGCUUUCGCAUGUGUUCCAUUGUGGUUACUCGAAUGAAACUGUCUGAUCUGAACCAAGCACUUAAACUUCUUUAACCUAUGGAAUUGUUGAAGGAUUCCUGGUGCACCUUUCUCGUGUUGUAGUAAUUGCCAUAAAUCUAACCUUUUCCAAAUCCUUUUACCAGGAUUUUAAAUUUUUGGAAUCUUGAACUCCUGGGCUUUUCAAGCUUGUAUAUAGUUAAUUUUUUACUAGGCAGACCAGUUUAGCUAUACAGGUAUAAUGCACCUUUUAAAAGCACUAUGUUAUUUUCACAGGAUAUUACUCUUUUGCUCAUGGAUGUCAAGAACAGCAGAUUUUACUAUUCCAGAGUAUUUUAUUAUCUUUUUAGUAGUCUAGUUUUCAGAUGAGAUCUUUAAAAAAAAAGAAGAAAAGAAAAAUAUACAACCCAAGUCUCUGCAGCAGCUAUUACAUGUUAUAUGUUUGGACUGAACACCAAACAGAAGAUUAUGAAUGUUUCUUUUAUCAUUCAGAUGAGCAUCCCAUAGAUGGUUGGUCAUUUUCUUCCAAGUGAGUUGACUGAAGCUUUGCUUUAUAUUAAGGCAUGAAAGCAAAGCAGAAGGCAUCUACUUCUGUGGCUCCAGUAGAACAAAUGGUUGCUGUAGUGUCUUCUUUAGUGGUUAUCUGUUACCUGCAGUGGUAUCUUUGCUCUGUGCUGAACCUCUACAAUUGGAGUUCAGCAUCAGUGGGAAAAAGGGCAAAGGAGGCUUUGCCACUACUUUGGGGAGGCUGGGUAGAGGGACAAAGUGUACUCUAAUAUAUAUGUACGUCUUUCAUUUGUUUCUUACCUAGACCUUGGUUAAAUUUUGAUUUUGAAACUUGCAGCAGAAACAAACAAAAUGUGCUGUGGCACCUUAAAAGACUAAUAAUUUUGUUCUCGCAUAAGUAGCUGCCUAGUUGCAGAAGACUUGCAGUCAUGAACCUUGAGAAGCCAUUAUUGUUGUUGUUGCUGUUAUUCCUUCAUUAUCCAGUUAAAGCAGAUCAAAUAUUGAAAAAGGAGUACUUGAACAAUGUACUGAAGUUGCUUGGUCUUCUCAUGUACAAAAUGCAUCUAAUGUCAUUGUGUCACUGCGGUGAUUGAUCCAGAUGAGAUGUGAUAGAUAAGAUAUGCUACACUGAAAUGUUUGUUAUCCUAGGACAGGGAUAGACUACAUGCUGUCCUUCCAGUGUUUUGGACUGUAAUCCUUGCCAUUGGCUUUGCAAGUUGGAGCUGAUAAGAAUGGUAGUUCAGGACACCUGGAGCAGGGCACUAGGUUGCCUGUCCCUGCCCUAAGAUCUGACACUGCUUCUCCUGAAGAAAUAUUGUGAUCCUGGACAAGCACUUCAAGUAAAAAAUAUCAAAGCUUAUGAACAGAUCCUAUAUAUUGGAGAUUUGUGGUACCAGGCAAUAGCAUCUGUGAACAGAAGCAACAUACACUAUGAAGCAACUCCUUCCCCCAUCUAUUUUUUUUUUAAAAGAACUACAUAAAUAAGGUGGUGCGCUUUAUUCAGAAAUUUAUAAUUCAUCAUAGAAUCCACCAUAUUGUGACUUUUCUUUUUAAAGUAGAUUUUCUGCUUUUCUAUAUAUGAAGAUAACUAAGCAUUGCUUAGCUGACAUUUUAGAAUGUGGGGGAAUGAAACUGAAUUUGGGUUUUCCAGGGGUAAGGCUUCAAUGCUCAAUAAUCACUAUCACUUCCCCAUGACUACUAAAAGUGGAAUAAUUGGAUAUCAGUGCAAAUUUGUGUUAUUUGUACAAAUUACAGAAUUCAAUUUCCUUGUGUGGAAUUUGGCUCACCAUGGUGCAGAAGCUUUUUAAGCACACAAGGCCCUAACUUUAUUGCACUAAAUGUAAAAGGGUAUGUACUUUAGAGUAUAUAAACAGCACUCAGUAUUUUAAAAACAAUUAUUAAAAAACCGAGAUGGAGGAAGAAACCAGGUUAUAUAAGCAUUUUAUGGGCAUUUACACUGUACAGCAUAGCUUAUGCCUCAUUGUUUUUUCUUCUGAAAUAUUAUAAUAACCCCCUUAACAAAAGUAAAAAAAGCUUUUCACUAAGACUGCAAUACAAAUUAGACAGUAGAUCCACUUGCCUGGAAGGGAAAAUUGAUUCGAAGCAUAACAGAGGUGUCCUUCCCACGAUUGUAACUCUUCUCAUAUAGGCAUUGUUUUAUUUACUGUUGAUUUCAAGUGGUUGUCUAAUGACAAAUCAAUUGUCAUGGAAAAUUUAGUGAAGAAAACAAGCAAUCUGUUUGAGAUGAAAUAUAACUGGAUCUUUCUCCCCCCGAAAACUUUAUUUUUUGUAAUACUUUGUGCAUCAUGUGUCUAAACUAGUUUUGUUGGAUGGCGUUUGCUGUCUUCCAUACAAGUCUUCAGUGAAAACAUUCCUCUUCUUUCAUACGCCUCCGGUUUUAUCCAUGUCUUACUGCAUUCAUGCUAACAUCUGGUCAGCAGCUUAGAAUGUUAUCAGAUUUCAUUUUGACCAGGUUAUGAACAACUCAUUUUCUUUUUGCUAUUCCAGCCUUCUUGUUGCAACUGCAACUAUUGUGAGCUCUGUCAAAAUAUGGCUUCCUCUGUGCAUGCAGUGUGAUAACCUAUGUUGAAUGUGCUUUAUCUCCAUGAGCUUCCAAUCCCCUAGAAUGAUGGCCAUGACUAUUCUCUGUAUUGAUAUAUUUGCAUUUUUGCUGGAAAAUAAUGGCUUGCGAUGCUCCAUUUCCCUGCAGUGUCUGUGCAUACAAAUGUAGCUGUGCUCAGUACUUCAUGGCCUUCCAAAUAAGCAUUGACAGGGGAAUAGAUGAAAGUAUAGGUUUACACUUUUGAAAUGUUUACUGCACUCAUUCUCUAUUUGUACCUUGGCUUUGCGGCAUACUUGGCCUAUUAGGGAGAACUAUUUGUAUAUAAUAUGAUGGGUGUCUCAUGUAUUGCAGGGCUAAGGUGAGCCAAGGUGAGAUAGCUUUGUUUCAGGGGAAAUUUCACAAAUCAAAACACAUUGUAUAAUAAAUCGUACGUCAUAUGUUAUGGAAACACAGGACACAGAAAUGUUCAUAACUGUGCAGCUUUGCUUUCAUCUAGAGCUUUCGCCUUGCUAUCUCAUUGGCUCUUGGAAGUGGACAGCAAGUGAUUGACCAGUUUUGCUACCCUCAUUCUGCAAUGCUUCUCUUCUGGUUUUCAAAGAAAAGGGCCAAGAAAAUAGGAUUAGCAAAGCAGGGAUGAAAUGAAUUGUAACACAGACUGCAUAAUGAAGGAAGAAUCAUGUGAAAGCUGCAAGUCCUGCACUGUAUCUGUGACACUGUAUCUUGUGGGGUGGGAGUGGGGUGGGGAGGUUGGGAAGACUUGUCGUGGUUAGGGAAGUGGAAGCUUGAAGUAUUUGAUUAUGUAUAAUAUUUUAUAUAAACGUAAUAAGCUUAGUUCCCCUUCAUAAUCUUCAGUGAUGGUACUUAAGCAACAUUAAGUAAAGAUAACUGUUUUAAGACAAAAUAAACAUACUGUAUAUAAGAUCAUGUGUAAUCUAUGUUUUGCCACCAGAAUAAUAUGUAUUGCUUUAUGGGGGGAAAGUCCUUUAAUGCACUGUUAUCUCCUAAAUAUUUAGUAGUAAAUUAAUUCUAUUUAAUUUUUUAAACAUAUCUGUCUUCUGUAGACACUAAAAAGUAUUACACAAUGUGGACUGAAAUGGUCCCUUUUUAACAGCAGUUUAAUAAUGUUUUAUAUCUGUAAUUAGUCUGCUUUUCCAUUUGUUUUAUUUGCUCAUGGAUAACUAUUUGUUGAAGAUUGCCUGCCUUCAAUUCUCUUUUAUAUAUUAUUUCACAUAUUCAUCUUCAGUUCUUGUAUUUGUUUUUAUUAUAUAUUUGUGUGUCCUCCUUAAUGUCUCUUCAGUUCAUCAGUAAUAGCCCAGGUCUACCAAUGUAUAUUUUGGCUGUUGAGGAUGGAUGGAUAGAUAGAUAGACAGAUAGAUGCAGUAGAUAUUUCAGCUUCCCAAGUCCAGAGUUGUAUUUUCACUUGUUAAGAUUCCAUGGCAUACUUACACUUAAAUGGGGAUAAUUACAACAUUGUGUUUUAAAUGAGUAAAGUUUUGUUUAUGCAACACUUUGUUCUCCUUCCUUUGUGCUCCCUCAGUCUUUAGCGGGUACUCCAACCACUCCAUGGGGAGAGGGAAAUUAAUACUGUUGGUGGGAACAAUUUCAUCAGCAGACAGAUGUAGAGGGAUAUAUCUCUUUGUAUGAGUCUAUGACUUAACUUUUUAAAAAGCAUCUCCAGUCUCAUUGUUUAAUACACGCAAGACCCUCCUUGCCCCUAACUUUAAUCUGUGGAGAUCCUUUUACUCACUAUCAGCAAGUAUUGAUCUCAAUUGGCUAUCUUAUUUAUAAGUAAGAAGAAUAGUAAGCUAGUUACUUAGCGACUGGCCAAUAUAAUUUCCAAACCUGGACUUGCUUAAGUAAUGCAUAUGAAAGGUGGGCAGAGUUGUAUAAAUUGGGAAUCGAGUUCCUAAUGCCACCCAAGUUAGUUUGCCUUUCCUGGCUCUGUUUAAUAAUUGGCUUAAAAUUUAGAACUGCUGUGCUGGGCAUUUGCAACUAGGACAACCCAACAAGCUUUGCUCUCAUUAAAUAUUUGCAUUAUUUUAAAUGUCCUUACAUUGCUCUUAACAGACUGUUAACAACUAUGUUUUCAUUCAUUACGUCUGCAGUAUUUUAAUUUUUGUUGUAAUUAUUUUGAAUUGCUUCAGUGUGAAUUUUUUAAAUAAAAAUAAUAUACAUUUGUAAUAAUAAAAAGUUUGAAGUCAA